AUGUGUAAGCCGUACAGAUACAUUGACCGCCGCUGCGGCCACCCCAUAGCCAAGGGCUGGCAUCACUGGGUCGCCGAGCCCUGCCGCGUAGCCCUCUUCACGCGCCGGGACUGCUGGAUCCCCGUCAACAUUCCGCUGGCGAUGAUUGAGAAGCGGCUCUGGGAGGGCGAAGACAAGCCCUGCAUGUGGUGCUUAAAGCACAAGGAGGCGCUUAAAGGAAAGUCCAACGUAACUGGUAGGACGAAGCGCAACGAGGUCUGCAAGCAGGUGUCUCAACAUGCCUCUGACCCAAAGUAUGAGAAUGUAGCCGCGACCAAGUCCAAGGGCUGCGGCACAGAAGCUCGGGGCGGCGACCUGGUAGUCUCGGGCGAAGGCGAUCUCACAAUGCACAGUGCUCACAGUGUAUAUGCAGCACAUGCAGUCUCGAAGGACAGUUUCUCGUCCUCGGGUGAAGUAUCAUAG
Purpureocillium lilacinum is the source of this 462-nucleotide messenger RNA. NCBI's taxonomy places the organism in Eukaryota, Fungi, Ascomycota, Sordariomycetes, Hypocreales, Ophiocordycipitaceae. The record is from RefSeq and is a predicted model, not a curated record.